This is a messenger RNA of Dimorphilus gyrociliatus, 4067 nucleotides long. NCBI's taxonomy places the organism in Eukaryota, Metazoa, Annelida, Polychaeta, Dinophilidae. The record is from the annotation of a GenBank genome assembly.
AAUUACUACGAUAUGGCGGCUAAGGAUAAAUUUUAUCGUAUCCUUUACUAAAAUAAGAUAUAAAACGUGCCAGUUUGAAUAUGCAGACUCCUCAAAAAUUAAAGUCCCAAAAACCAUCAAACAUCACGAAAAUCCAUUCUGAACAAUUAUCAAAGCUCAAGCAAAAACAUCACCACGAAUAUGAUCUUCUAGAGGACAUUCGAUCAUUCAGCAAACAAAGGUCGAUAAUAGAAAAGGAGUAUGCUCAGGCUCUGACUAAAUUGGCUCAUGGUUAUCUCCAAAAAUCAAAAUUUCCACCGCCUCCAGAUAUAAAAGAAAAUCCUGAGUUCAGGAAAGGACGAACUAUAUCUCAAGUAUGGAAAACGGUGCUAGAAGUUACGGAAGCUGUUGGAAAGACGAGGCAACAGGCUGCCGAAUCCUAUUUAAAUCAGGUUUCCGAACCGAUUAAACCUAUCAAGACAGCUAAAGCGCAUACGGCAAAGAAGGUUCUUGACCAGUUGGCAACUCUACAAAAAGAAUUACAAGGAACUGUAGGUGAAUUGAGCAAGAGUCACAAGUCUUAUAGUGAUGAAGAGCAUUUGGCUCACGACGCUAGAACAAAAUAUGAAGAGGCCAAUAGAAAAGUACAGAAGAGAUCGACUGGUCUAUUUACGUCGAUGGCGCAACUUCAACAAAAAAGUGCCAAGCUAAAUGCUCGGAGGGAAACUUGCGAUCAAAAGGCAAACAUUGUUCGAAAUGACUAUAUAUUGAAUAUAGCUGCUUCAAAUGCUCACCAAAAGCGUUACUUUUACGUUGAAUUACCGCAAUUAAUGCAAGAAUUGGAUGGAGAAGUUUAUGAUAAAGCUCGCGAAUUCAUGACUAUUAUUUCGAUGUCUGAAUUAGAAUGCUGCGGCCUUACUCAGGAAUGUUUCACCAAGAUAAUGGCUGACUCCUGCAUGAUUAGUAGAGACUUUAAUCUCAAUUGUUUCCUGCACGAAAAUCCAACCUAUCAAGAGUCUAUUGUUUACCCAUUCGACGCCCAAGACGGAGAUAAAAUUACCCAUAUAGUUACUGAACAAACGUCUCUUUAUGACCUUGAAAAAGAUGGGAAAAAUGCCGCCUUACUAGUCGCUCAAUCGGAUAGAACUAUUCGAGAACAAGAACAACUACUCGAGCAACUAAAGCAUUUACCUCCAGUUGAUCCGAAAAAGUUUGAUCAUAAAAAGAGCGAAAAGAAAAAGGAUAAGAAAAAGGAGGAAAGAGAGGAUAAAGAGAAUGAUGAAGACCUCGAUCCGGAAACGAGGAUGGAUUAUUGUAGAAAUAAUAUCCGUAAAGCCCAAACAAAUAAGUUGAAAGCGGAAGCGAAAUUAGAAUUGUUGAGAGAUGCUGGAAUUUCAGUGGAUGACUAUAUCGCAAAGGCUCAAGCCGACAUAGAAUCAGCUGAGAGGGAAGCUCGUGAAAGAGCAGCUGCAGCCGAGACUGUUUCUCGUUUGAAUAGUGUAAGGUCUGAUAAAGAGAGUAUAUGUGAAGAUUCUACCGCCUCUUAUACUGAAGACUGCACGACUGACUAUUCCAAUGCCCGUGCCUCAGUUUCUAGUCAAUUUCAUCCUGGAAGAAGUUAUCCACUAACUGCCGUAGCUUUGUACAAUUUUGCAGCUUCGACUCCUGAUGAAUUGUCUAUGCAGCAGGGGGAAACUCUGGAGAUAACUGCGGAUGGGGAUGGAGAAGGGUGGGUCAAGGCUAGAAAUUACGAGAAUAAAAUUGGCUUUGUGCCAGAGAAUCAUUUGGAUAUUCACGGACAAGAGCCUCAAUCAGCGUCAAGUUACGACAAUACUUCUGGAUCACAUUGCGAUGACUACUCUAGUCCACCAGGAAGUGCUACUCGGCAAGGUUAUGCAGCAGAUGAGACUCCUUAUUCACCGUACGUUGAUCAGGAUAGUAAUACAUGGGCAAGGGUAUUAUAUGACUACGAAGCGGUCAGCUCAGAAGAACUAACUUUAAAGGAAGGCGAUAUCGUUCAGAUAACGAGCAAGCAACCAAGAGGACUAGAAGAUGGAUGGUGGCUCGGGGUCAUUAACGAUAGAAGUGGUAUGGUGCCAUCGAUGAUAAUGGCCGAACUAUCUUCUGACGAAUUAUUGGUCUACGCCGAGGUGUCAAUGGCAUCCAAAUUAGAAAGACAGCCAUCGAACGAUAUGCCACCAGUUCAUAGUGCAUACGAAAAUCUAGGUCAGUAAUUUUUAUUGAUUUGCAUUUAAUUAAGGAAAUGUACCUUUUGGUGUCAUUAACAAUUUAAGCACCUUAUGUAUACAGUAUAUAAUUAUGUGUAUUGAUUAGGUAUUCAUGUAUUAAUAUCGUCUUUAGUGACGUUUUAUUACUUUAAUAUUGUUGUGCACCAAUUAUGAAUAUUUUUUGAUGGGGUGGGGAGCAGAAAGUGAAUCUACCGAAGAGAAUCCAAUGUUGCCGGAAGUUAGCGACGAUUCAGGUGAAAGAGCUAAGUUCAUUUACGUAACUAAUAAUCUAAUAUUUAGUUAAAACAGAACACAAAAUUUAGUUUUCUAAUUAUUUUCACUUAAAAAUAGUUAAACUAUACAAAAUUUAAGAUUAUAUUAUAAUCAAAGCAAAGAAAAUCUUUCACACAUUUCUUCCUCCCUCAUUUAUAUUUCCUACCCCCAAAUACUAAAAUCAAUUUCUUGAUGUUAAUGUUGAGCAUCGUUUCGUAUCGUAAUAGUAUGCAUUUUUUUUCUUUUGUGAUGUGCGGUUAGGUGUUGCGACCACGAACGGUUUAAGCAAUUUGGAAUCUCCUUCUGUGGUUAACGAACCGACACAGGUUAGUUAAUUAACUAAACAAAUCAAAGUAAGUUAAAGAAGACAACCGAAGUUAGAAUUUAAAGAGAAAAUGAAUACAAAUAACAUAAAUAAUCAGCUUUUAUAUCAAUUUUUUAAAUAUAUACAUUAAUAUCUUUUCUAUAUUAUUAUUAUAUAUAUAUAUUCAUAUCCAUAUAUUUUGUUUCUUGACCAAUAUUUCUUUCAUUUUUUUCUCCUCCCUUAAUAAUUGGAAACUGUAUAGGCCGACCUGAGAUGAGAAGAGUAAGUAGCAAUUUUCAACAAAUUUUCCUUUACUACUAAUAAUAAAAUAAUGAAACAGAAAGCCCAUUCUAUGUCUAGAAAAUUAUGGAAAAAAGGAUCUAGAAAAAUUCGACUCUACCAAUCGUUUUCUUAAAUAAAACAAACAACAAAAAACAAGCAAAACAAACAAAUAGACAAAUCAAAUCUUCAGACUGCAGAAACACUACACAAAAAAUAAAUGAUAAUUACAAUAAUUCACCGUUACUAGUGCCGUAAAAAAAAGAAAAAAUCAAAACAAAACAAAAUGGAAAAUUAUGACGUAAUUCUAUUAUCAUCGAAAUUAGAGUAAAUUUUAAAAUUCAAAAAGUCUUAGAUUUAGUUGUGUUAGUUGUAGAAAGAAACAUAAUAAUAAUAAUAAUAAUAAUAAUUAAAAUGCACAUAUUUCUGAUUUAUAUAUUUAAUGAAAAAUAUCUACAAUACUUAUUAAAUUAUAUGAAUUAUAAUAAUUUAAUAAAUAUUAAAAUAUGCUUAUGUUACGUCAUGUUUGUUUAUUUAUUUAUUUAAAUAUUGUAUGUACUUUGAAAAACAAUAAGGAACAAAUUUUUCUUGUUUCCUUUUCUGCAUAAUUUCGUAGCAAUAACGUGCAAAUAUCUAUGCACCUCGUGUAAUAAAAACAAUAUUGUAUAUAAAUAAAGUUAUAUCUGUGUGUUAUACCGUAUUCGUAUAGCAUUUAGAAUAUAUCUAUAUGUAAAACAUAAUGUAUACUGUAUGUAAUACUUAUAGAUAUUGAAUACACAUUUAAAGAAAUUAAUUAAAAAGUUAUUCUACGCAUUUAUAUUAAAAAAAAUAUGAAAUAGAGCAGUAGAUUUACUUCGUAUAUAGUAUCCCAUUAAAGUUGAACUGACUGUAGAAAGGCCCCAUUUCUUUCUUAUUUUUUUCAUUAUACUCUUGAAUUGGGUAGGUGAAAUUUUAGUUGAAUAUAAAAUGUACAAUCUUUGAAUAUAUUUCAAUGUGCUUUCUCC